AUGGCAGCGGUGCAACAACUUGAGCCUGUGCCAACGUUGGCACGACCGCAAGGCAUGAACGGCGACACAUUCAGCAAGGAGGUCGAUAUGGGCGCCACAAGUCCGAUUCAGCCCGGUGUCCCUCUAUGCAGCGAACCGCAAAGAGGAGACACCAGGAUCGUUGUCAUCAUGUACGGCCGCGGGCAGGAAAAGAUUGUUGGUGUCUUUGCCGAGGUUCUGGGGAAGCCGUCGAGGAUAAGAAGUCGCUUUGAGGAGGUGACACAAGAGGAUCAAGACUGGGUUAUUGGAGUCUCGGCAGACAAUGCAAAGGAGGACAUUGCGACGCGAGACAGAGGAUUGGUCGUUGCCAUCAACGCGCACUGCACCGGGCUCGGCAUGCCUCCCGACAUUUACCUGUCAGCCCAGUGCGACUACGAGUUUCUCUACACCGAAAGCCCGUUCUUCCGCCGGGAUCUUGCGCGCUUCACCUCCCACGUCCUGGGCCAGCUCUGCCAGCAUCAGGCGCUCAUAGCGAAGCCGAGGACCUUUUUCAUCUCAACGACAUUCCCAGACGUACACACCGCUUUACCCAACAUUGACAUUUUGACCGUCGGAGCAGAUGCCAUUGAAAUUCGUGUUGAUCUCCUGAAGGAGCCACUCGGCGACGGCACCUACUCGGAUAUACCAAGUCUCAGCUAUGUUGGCGAGCAGGUCAUGCUGCUCCGUCAGAGGACCGAGUUGCCCAUCAUAUUCACGACCAGAUGUACCAAGGAAAACGGCAAAUUUCCAAUGGACAACCCGACUCUGUAUUACGACUACCUUUACCGGGCUCUGCAAUGGGGCGUUGAGUACCUUGAUGUCGAACUUUGGCUUCCCGAGGGCAUCAGGAAGAAGUUGUGGGAGCAGCGCGGGAACAGUCGCAUCAUGUCCGCUUUCCACGACUUCUCCGGGACAUGGGAAUGGACCUCGGACCGGGCCGAAGCCAUCUUCAUCGAGUCUCAGCGCUACGCAGAUUGUGUGAAGAUGAUCGCUAUGAGCAGCGACCACAACGAGAACUUCGAGCUGGAGUACUUCCGGUCCAAAAUCAGGACGAAAUAUCCCAAUUCGGUUCCCCUGUCGGCGGUGAAUAUGGGCGAAACAGGACAGUUUUCCCGGACGCUUAACAAGUUCUUCACUCCCAUUACUCAUCCGCUUCUGCCCAUCAUUGCAGCUCCCGGACAGAUGAGCGCUGCCGAGAUCAACCAGGCGCUGGCCCUGCUCGGGCAAUUGCCCAGGAAGAACAUGUACGGCAUCACCAGCCCGGCAAUGCGUAGCGCCACACCCCAAGCGCCCUUCUACGAGAAGUGUUUCAACGAGCUGGGCCUCCCACAUCAGUUUGCCGUCGUGGAGUGGCAGCCAAAAGGAUCCGGCUGCAUCGGGGCAUGGUGCAACCAGAGGAAUUUUGGCGGAGCUUAUUUCAACCCAGCUGUGUCUCUCAGAAGCUUAAUGUCUCACAGCAACUUCCUCGCGUCUCUCAACCACGGAACUGGACCAACCGUUAGCGAAGCAGCGCGACUCAUCGGCAUGGUCGACACCAUUGUCGUGCGGCCGAUCUCCUCCAGCACGCCGACCUCUGCACCGCCGUCAAUCCCGUCGAGCCCUCCGCGCCACAAAAACGGGGAUUCCUUCAGCGCCCUCGGCCCAGCACAGACUGGCCUCCCUCCCAACACAAGCCUUGUCCUGGAUAAUGCCUCGUGGAAGGGUAUCUUGAGCACGCUGACUCGAGACCUUGCCCCAUCAGCAUACUUUGGAUGCGCCGCCGUAGUCCUCGCAUCGUCAGCCGAAGAUGCCGCCAGCGCUCUCUUCGCAUUGAAGGCUCUCAAGGUUGGCAAGGUCUACACCGUCGGCUUCAAGACGCCGCCCGCGUUCGGAAAGGACCUACUCAUCGAGCCGUUCACCAGCCUCGAGAGCAUUCAGAGGGCGCGUACGGUUGGGUCUAAGGGUGCGGACGUCGGGGCGGCGGGGACGGGCUCGCCGUUCUUGGUCGUCAGCGCUCUGGGGCCGGAGAGGAGCACGCUCGUGGGGAUGCUGGUUCGGUUGUUUGGGUCGCGGGGUUCAGGGGGCGCCAAUUCCCGCAAGGUGUUUUUGGAUCUGGCGGACCGCUCGGUCUCGCGCAAGGGGGAUCCGGGCCUGAUCGCCGAGCAGAGCGGGUUCGCGGCGUACGGCGCCGCCGAUGUCACUGCAUUUACGACCGUGGAAACCCUAAGGCUUUUGGUUGGACAGAAUGUGCCAUACAGCUUUGUCAGGUUGGCCAGCGGUCGGACGCUGUUCUGA
Messenger RNA from Parathielavia appendiculata, 2292 nucleotides. Its product is annotated as Dehydroquinase class I-like protein. The record is from RefSeq and is a predicted model, not a curated record. The coding region runs from base 1 to 2292 and encodes 763 amino acids. The transcript has a single exon. Gene Ontology annotation, molecular function: 3-dehydroquinate dehydratase activity. NCBI's taxonomy places the organism in Eukaryota, Fungi, Ascomycota, Sordariomycetes, Sordariales, Chaetomiaceae.